GUUUAUGUUUGAUUUGCCCAAACGGUUGUUCGGUCACGUUUUUGUGUUGCUUUAUGCAACAUCUUUCGCAAAAACAGAAAAAAAGACCUUAGUCUAUCCAAGUUGCAAUAUAUACCCUGCAAUAGUUAAUAAUAUUAAUAAUGGAGAACCGACUCAAUCGCUACGAAAAGAUUGAUUUUCUUGGUGAAGGUCAGUUUGCCACCGUCUACAAAGCGCGCGAUAUCGAAACGAAUGAAAUUGUCGCUGUAAAGAAGAUUAAAAUUGGAAACCGAGAAGAAGCGGCUGACGGGAUUAAUCGAACCGCACUGCGGGAAAUUAAACUGCUUCACGAACUCCGUCACGAGAACAUCAUCGGUCUGUUGGAUGUUUUUGGCCACAAAAGUAAUGUCUCGCUGGUGUUCGACUUUAUGGACACAGAUUUGGAGAUUAUCAUAAAGGAUCCGAAGAUUGUGCUGACCGCGGCGAACGUGAAAAGUUAUAUGAUCCAAACACUGAGAGGACUGGAAUAUCUGCACAUGUUUUGGAUACUUCAUAGAGAUUUGAAGCCCAAUAACUUGUUGAUUAGUGGGAGCGGUAUUCUGAAGAUUGGUGAUUUUGGGUUGGCGAAGUUCUUUGGUUCCCCUAAUCGAGUGAAUACUAAUCAAGUCGUUACCCGCUGGUAUCGAUGUCCGGAGCUUCUUUUCGGUGCUAGGCAGUACGGUAUAGGUGUAGAUAUUUGGGCCGUAGGUUGCAUCUUGGCGGAAUUGCUACUGCGAGUUCCCUUUCUGCCAGGAGAGAGCGAUCUUGAUCAAUUGACCCGCAUAUUCCAAGUUCUGGGAACGCCUACGGAUGAGAAUUGGCCAGAUGUCAAAACCCUUCCCGAUUACGUGCAGUAUAAACAUUUCCCUCCUAUCCCACUGCGAGACAUAUUCACCGCGGCGUCGGAUGAUUUAAUCGAACUGGCAAAUAAACUAUUGGCUCUGUAUCCCGCACACCGGUGCACCUGCACGGAAGCCCUCAAGAUGCCGUACUUCUCUAACAAGCCCGCCCCCACGGUGGGAGACAAGCUACCGAUGCCGGCCAGUUAUCAUGCGGGUAGUAAAGAAAAGGAAGAAAAGCAGCCCACACUGAAGCGUAAAUUGCCAGACAACGUGGACGGAGGGACGCUUCCGAAGCGGUUGCAGUUUUGAGCCAACGAAGUAUUCGUCUUCUCGUUAGGUUAUGUCUUUUGUACUAAUUGUCAAAUAGAUUAUUGGAUCGAAACGACUUUUUCGUGAGUAAUUACACAAUAAGACACACAUCUUUGCUAUCGAACUCCUGAAUAAGCAAACAGUGUACAAUGCUGUAGGAAACGUAGUUUUUGAAUAAUGCAAUUCGAUGUUCUAUGUUUCAUUGAAAUCGUGAAAAUGAAUAAUUUUGAUCUGCUCGAUAGUUCAAUAUCCCUUGUUUUAACCCAACGUAAAUAACAUAACAGGUAUAAAACAUCGUUUGUGUUAAAGAAGAAAAGAAGUUAACUUUUAAAAAUUCUUGGUUUAUUCGACGUCGUGAUGUUUUUCUUAAUAUAGUACAGUCAAUCGCAAACUUAGGUGUACACCCGUGUUGGUUUAUUUUUGAGUUUUUCGGGGAUAAAAAGUAAAUAAUUAAAAGCGACUCAUAUUCAUCGUAAAAUUGAUCCUUUUCACUCUCAUGUAGUGAUAAGAAAAACGAUGUAAUGUUUAAAAAACAAACAAAAAAUCUUCAAUUCAGACGUUGCAAAAUUGAGUGUACAGUUCAAAAUUUUCUUGGAAAAAAAAUGAAAUCAGUUCAGAAAUGCUAACAGAUCAAUCUCCUAGUAUUUGGUAUUUGGCGUCCAGCACUGUAUGCAAGCGCCGAGGCGAGAUUUUUGGUCACUGAAAACGGAAUGCUCUCCCAGAUCUCCUUAAUCGUCGUUCCGAGUUCUGCUUCGCUCCCGGGAUUUUUAUUCUUCAAACAAUUCUUGAUUCCCUACCAUAGAUACUCAAUGGUGUUCAAAUCCGGUGAUUGCGGAGGUGUUUUAAGUUGAUUGGGACAUUAUAGAGCAGGUACUCCCGCACGAUGAGAUCAGUUUGCUUUGGGUCGUUAUCCUGUUGAAAGUAGUUACCAUGAAAGAGACCCAAUUUCUGCACGGGACACUGAAGGUUACGUAUCAGGAUGUUCAAUGAAGCCAUCUUGUCCAUCGCCGAAUCGAUAACCUCCAUGGUUCCAGUUCCAGAAGCCGUCAUGUUACCUUACAUCAACUGACCACCGCCGCCGUGUUUUACUGUUAACAUAUGCCUUAGCAAACUGUAGUCGUUUUUUCAUAUUCUCAGACUGUUGCUGUAUGCUACUCUCCGGACAGUGUCUGUGCUGUUCUUCCAUGUAUCCGCGUUAAAAACAUUGAGCUUCAUAUUACGGAAUAGGGGAGCAGGCAGGACAAUAUGGGUUUGCAGAAGAAAUAAACAAAUAAACCUUCAAAAUAAAAAUUAUGAAUGAAAAUUAUUUUUCCCAAAUCAAAUUAGUACUCUAUGUAAAUGAAAACCACUUUUGCUUGCAAGAAGUGAAAAAAUAUCAUACAAAAAUUGUGUCUCAAGAUAAUUUUAUAUUAUGAUGGUAAGUUGGUGAGAAUAUCUGAAAAUUCAUAGAAAAUAGUUGAUAUUAGGGGUAGAACAAUGUACUUCUAGUAGGUAAAUAACGCCAAGGAAAAAUUUUCAUACAAAGUUUAGCAAUUUAAAACUGCAUUAGGGCCAACUAAUCUGAUAGGGAAUUGUUGGCCUCAUACAAACUAAUGUCGUAUCCAGAUGUCGACAUCAUUCCGCCGUCAACGCGAAUAGCUGCUGUUUCCUGCAAUGUCCUUCCACGACAAUUCAUACUUAUUAUCAUUUUGUGCGUAACAAUACAUAUUUCUACGCAACAAUAUCUAUUUCUUUCCUCUAACUUGCCAUUUUGAUAAAACUUUUUCAAACAUCAAUAAAAAACAAAAACCAACAACAAGAGCCAAAGGUUGUACCGCUCAUGACAACUCUACACGAGCUGAAGAUUGUACCGCUCAAUGACCAUUCUACCCUGGAUUCCUCGAGUCAAGAGAGAUGCACCACGAUUGAUAUGAGAUACAAACUAGGGGGACGUCGCUGAUUAAUGGUCAGUUGCACCCCAAUAGGAAGUAUCCCGUGUCGGUCACACAUACAGAGCACUGGAGACUGCAACAUCCUAAUUAUGAGAAUCUUUGUAAUACUAACCUCGAGCCAACCGCGAGUAAUCGGUUACAUAUUACUAACAUAAUCGUAAGACAAAAAUUGUCAAAAUAUUGAACUCCCGGCCCCGUUAGGCUAACGCCAUAUGUGCCUUAAUAAAAUAUAUAUUUUGGAAAAAAACCAACACUGCCAAAGCAGUGGUUACGUGUCGACACCAAUCAUUGACGAAAAACAGUACGCUAAUUCGCAAAGAUCUUAUUUACAUGGCUAAUUUGUACGGAGAUUUAAGGAUUUGAGAUUGUUUCCAAUUUUUAGGAAUAAACAAUAAGCAGAAAACUAUGUAAUUUGUAUACAAUGCUAUACCAGUGAAUUAAUCUCUACUUUUUAAUUCCCUCAACAUUACCUGGAUAGUUCUUUGUAUCGCUCCUCAGUUUCUUCCGGAUUCUAUUUAAGUUGUCUUUGGCUAGUUUCUGUGCGUUAAAAAAAAGUACGCUAGAUUUGUUCCUGGUUCCGAGUAUACAUCCAACAUCUCAAAACUAUUCAGAAAUUUCGUUAUAAAUUUACAAAAUAGUCUUCAGUGAAUUGCUACACACUCGUUUGCGCGAAGCUUCCGUUCUAUCAGCAUCCCAAGAUCAGAAACAGUGCCACAAAUUAUUAAAAUUUAUUCACGAAUGAAGAAAUUAGAUUUUUCCCAGUAUCGGAUGAAUUCUCUUCUGUUGAAACUCAACACCAUAUCUGUCAUAAUGAGUAUAACACAAGAGUCGAGACGCAUGAGAUUUGUCUGGUAUAUUGAUCGAAAACAGCAUGAACGAAUUUCGAAAAGCCUGCAUUCAGGCACUUCCAUUACUGUCAAUAAUUUCAGGUGAUUAUCACGAACGUUAAGUUGAUCUUCAUCGCUUGCAGUGAUUUUUUAUUGAAAACGUGUCACCCAUUGCGCAUAUAAAUGGUGGUGUAUGUCAUUUCCGGGCAAUCGUGAGUAGAUUCAUAAAACGUAGCAAGAGUUAUUCUAUACAUUCUAUUGCCGAACUCGCCAAAAACAAGAAUUUUGUGUGAUGGAUUGCCAUCCUUUACCAUUAAUCGAUUUUACUGGUGACGUUGAAUUUUAUGCUUUGAUUUUCACUAAUAGCGAAUUCGUUUUUGUUCAGUUUCAACCC
Molecule: messenger RNA, 4321 nt
Organism: Toxorhynchites rutilus septentrionalis
Lineage: Eukaryota; Metazoa; Arthropoda; Insecta; Diptera; Culicidae
Gene: Cdk7
Product: cyclin-dependent kinase 7
Exons: 2
Coding region: 141-1169 (342 amino acids)
Biological process (GO): protein phosphorylation; positive regulation of transcription by RNA polymerase II
Cellular component (GO): nucleus; transcription factor TFIIK complex; cytoplasm
Molecular function (GO): ATP binding; cyclin-dependent protein serine/threonine kinase activity; RNA polymerase II CTD heptapeptide repeat kinase activity
Source: RefSeq, a predicted model, not a curated record